This is a messenger RNA of Anopheles coustani, 1246 nucleotides long. RefSeq names its product cystinosin homolog (gene Ctns). NCBI's taxonomy places the organism in Eukaryota, Metazoa, Arthropoda, Insecta, Diptera, Culicidae. Gene Ontology annotation, cellular component: lysosomal membrane. Gene Ontology annotation, molecular function: L-cystine transmembrane transporter activity. The transcript is spliced from 4 exons. Gene Ontology annotation, biological process: L-cystine transport. Bases 80 to 1246 code for a protein of 388 amino acids. The record is from RefSeq and is a predicted model, not a curated record.
AAUGAGUGUAUGCUUCUCUGCAGAGUGGCGCAGCAACGAUGUCGUGCAUUCGCAGAACGUUCGCUACCACUGACUGAGGAUGGCGGCUCUAAUUACGGCGCUAGUUCUCUGCCUUGGUGUGCUCUUCGCCGGAAGCAAUUUCAGCGACGCCCAAACAACGAUCGGUGCGACAGUCGUGUUGGACCCACAGGAUGUGACCGUAAUCGUGGGCGAACGGAGUGAAAUUUUCGCCAAAGUGCGUGGUCCACUAGCUCAAGAUGUCCGGCUAAACUUUUCCUCCGAACACGUAAACUACCUGCAAGUGGAUCCGACCAGUGUGGAAAUAAAGGCGCCCUCCUUGGGUGGUGGCUACGUCGACAGUAGCUACGAGAUCACGCUCCUCGGUGUGUCACCCGGACAGUUCGACCUAACGGCCGCCGUUGUACCGACCGGCUUCAUCGACGAUGCGGCCGCGUUCAUACGUGUAACCGUCGCCAACUCACAAACCAUCAUUGUCGUCUCCAAUGUGAUCGGAUGGAUCUAUUUUGCCGCCUGGACGGUAUCCUUUUGGCCACAGAUGAUCAUCAACUACCGACGACAGAGUGUGGUCGGACUUUCAUUCGACUUUCUCACGCUGAAUCUCGUCGGACACUCGGUGUACGCCGCGUUCAACUGUGCGCUUUUCUGGAGCGGUUACAUCGAACAGGAGUAUCUCGAUCGAAACCCGCGUGGCCUUAACCCGGUGCUGUCAAACGAUGUAGCAUUUUCGAUACAUGCCACACUUGCUACGCUGCUGACGGUGGCCCAGUGUUUCAUCUAUGAGCGUGGGGAGCAAAAAGUGUCCCGCAUUGCCUGGGCUAUCAUCGGAGUUUUCGUCAUCGUCAUCGUAACCGCCGGCAUUCUGGUCGGCACCGAAACGUUCCACUGGCUCGACUUCUUGUAUGUGCUGAGCUACAUCAAGCUCUCGGUGACGUUGAUCAAGUACGUACCGCAGGCGGUGCUAAACUUCCGGCGGAAGAGCACCGUUGGAUGGAGCAUUGAAAACGUUCUGCUGGAUUUUACCGGUGGAAUGCUGAGCAUGUUGCAGAUGCUUCUGAACGGCUACAACUAUGACGAUUGGGCAUCAAUCUUUGGCGAUCCGACCAAGUUCGGGCUCGGUUUGUUCUCGGUGCUGUUCGACAUUCUUUUCAUCGUUCAACAUUACGUUCUGUACAGGUAUGAGAGAAGAACACCCUGGGAUGUGGUGCACGAUUGCCCGUCCCGCUAA